Messenger RNA from Microcebus murinus (gray mouse lemur), 747 nucleotides. RefSeq names its product synaptonemal complex protein 3-like. Gene Ontology annotation, cellular component: synaptonemal complex. NCBI's taxonomy places the organism in Eukaryota, Metazoa, Chordata, Mammalia, Primates, Cheirogaleidae. The record is from RefSeq and is a predicted model, not a curated record. Gene Ontology annotation, biological process: spermatid development; meiotic cell cycle.
AUGGCGGUGUCCGUCGUCGCUGCCCAGGACCAGGACCUGCUGAGCCCUUGCUCAGGGUCCAGCUACACUGAGCAGUCCCGCAGGUGGACGGCUUCCCGGCAGGGGGCGUGGCUCUUCGCGGCUCGACCUCCCGAAGGCGUGCAUGCCGGCCAAUCAGCGAAGCCGGCUGCUAUCGCGUGGACGCAGGCCCUUGGAGGAGCGUCGUCGCGGUACCGGGGUCGCCCUCGUCCUCUGAGGGGGCACUGUUGGCAUCCGUCAGGGUCAGGAGUCAUCUCUAGCGUCCGAAGACAGCCAGCCAUGGCACUCCCGGGAAGGAAGCACAUCGGGAGGGCUGCCAAGGACCUGCUGGAGGCUCAGGUUAUGGCAGCCUAUGACGUUCAGUAUGGAGCAAACAAUCCAGGAAUUGGUGACGGUGGAGAAAACAGCCCCUUUUCAGGCACACCUCAGCAAGAUGUGCGGAAUGAGUUACAGAAUAUGCUGGAGAGAUUUGAAGGGGACAUGAACAAGGUUCUUUAUGCAAAGAGAAAACGUUUCAAAAUGAAUACCGAUGCUUCUGUCAACACCAUGCAGGAACGUGUGACAACCAUUUCAGUUCCGAAAUACUUGAGUAUUGGUGCUUUACAGAGCUCAGAUGACAGUCCUCUCACCAAACAGGUGUCACCUCGGGACAAUGAGCUGUGGCUGGCGGAUGACGUGCCACUCAACCUCCUCACCCUCCCUUUCAUUAGCAGCUGCCAGCCUCACUAA